AUGUUGUUUAAAAGACCAUUACAGGCAGUUAGACUUUUACAAAAGGAAAGAGAGGAAAGGGAAACUGAUGAUAAGUUCUCAACUUAAAAAGAAGAUAUCAUUCAGCAGGCACAAGAACUGGAAAGAAGAAAAAAUGAGUUUAAAAAGGAGCAGUAAAACAUGAUUAACUAUGUAAGAGAUCAGAUCUCUGUUAUUACUCAAAACGCUAACAAAAGGAAAAAUGAGGAGGCUAAGUUAGAACAGGAAAAGGCCGCCAUUGAGCAGAAAAAGGCAUAAAUAGUAGAACUAGAAAAAAAGCUUGAAGUUAAAAAGACUAAAUUAGGAGAAAAGAGAGAGGAAUUAGAGAGACACAGGAAAUUCAACAAGUUCCUUGAGGAUGUGGUGAAUGAAAGUGGUGAUAACAAGGAGUUUUAAGAUAUUGAUGACCUUCAAAACAGAUUCAAGAACUUGAAGAGUGAGAAUCAAAAACUCAUGAAAAGAAUUUCAGAAAAAAAUUCAGCUUUAGAGCAAGAUUUCGAAAAUGAGAUCAACAAGAAAAACAAGAAUUCAAAGGAAAUCGGCUAGAUAAUAAACUCCAUCAAUAAUAUCUUCACAAUUUGCAGAGGCCAAUAACAUAAGAGAGGAAAAAUGAAGAACAUUAAAUUAGAUGACGUAAAUGAAUUGACCCCAAACUUGGUUCAAGUUUUGAUUGAAAGACUUGAAAUGUCGAGCGAAGUUAUUGAGGAUCUAGUCGAAGUCUUUAAGAUUAUUGACAAUAACUAUGAUAGAGAUAAGGCAUAUACAGAGGCAUUAUUCAACACCACAGCUGCGAACAAUAAGCAAAAUACUAAUAUGGGUGGAAAUUAGGCAAUCAAUUAAAAAUCAGGGACAAUCCCAAAGAAAGAACAUAACGAUACAACAAACAAAAUAAAUAAAGGAGGCAACAAUACUAAUGCAGCAGGAGAUAUUGGCAAAGCUGGGCACAAAUCAGCAGCAAGUGGAGGAAAUAAAGGCUAAGAUGAAGGUCUUGGCAAGAAAUAGGAUAUAAAUGAAGUCACAGUUUAAUCAGAAGAGGAGACAAAAGCUUCCUUAUAGAAAAAGGUCGGAUAAAUGAAGCAUAUCGAUUAAUAAUAUAGAAAGUUUGAACUUAUGAUGGAUUUUAAAGAGUAGGCUGAAUUGGAGCUAAAAUAACAGUUUUUACAGUAGGGAACUAACUACUUUGUUUCCCCUAGAGGUAAUCAAGAGGAGAAUGGCUUGAAGUUAGUUCACACUCUUGACUAUAAGCGUAUAAAUGACUUUGUUAAAGGGGUUAAAGAAAAUGACUAUUUAUUUUAUGAUGACUAUCCAGAUCUUAAGGAAGUGGUUAUUAUGGGUAGUGCGAAUGUAGGCAAAAGUUCUCUGAUUAAUGCUCUAAAUAAUGGACAUGAAAUAGCAUAUACAGCUAAGACAAGUGGAAAGACUCAAGAGUUGAACUUCUAUCUAGCUUAACACAAGAUAAUGAAAAAGAAAAGAGGGAUAAUAGUGGACACUCCUGGCUAUGGGUUUGUAGUUGCUCCAAUUCACCUCAAGGAAAAAUGGAGGAAAAUGGUGUUUAAAUAUCUGGGGUUCGGUGUAAGGAUCAAUAUGAUAAUGCUUCUGGUAAAUGGGAAAUUUGGCUUAAAAUCUAAUGACAUCAAAACUCUAGAAGAUCUGAAGUAUUUUAAUAAACCUGUCUAAGUCGUUCUUACUAAAAUUGAUUAGAUAAGAGAUAGAACUGAUAUCAUCAAGGUGGUUACUGACACUACUGGUCAAUUAUAGAAAUACAGGAAAUUUGUUUACCCAGAAGUGCAUCUCACAAGUGCAGAUCACAUGUUUGGAAUAAAAGAGGUCAGGGCAAAGAUAGGAAUAGCUUUUGAAGAUGUUUGCAAGAUUCAAUUCAACUCCAAUCCAGUAGAUAUUACUCCCUCUAGAAUUAGAAAAUUUUGA
Molecule: messenger RNA, 1944 nt
Organism: Stylonychia lemnae
Lineage: Eukaryota; Ciliophora; Spirotrichea; Sporadotrichida; Oxytrichidae
Source: the annotation of a GenBank genome assembly